AUGUAUGAACGUAACUGGAAAUAUCAGCAAGAACGGAAGCGAUGGCACGGAGGGGCUUCGGGGAAUACAACAUCGAGCCCGACGGGAGCUCAGCACGUGGUCUCCAGCAGCGGGUCCGGCGCCGGCGCGGCGAGCGGCGGCGCCGCCACGUCGGCCGGCGCCGCGGUGUCUGGCGGAGCGCGGCGGCGCGGCGACACGCGCGCCUCGCACGUGCACGCCGGCGCCGCGCCCAGCGACACCGCGCGCGCCGGCCGCCGCCGCCAGCACGAGCAGCUCUCGUCGCCGCACGUCGCGCACGCGGCCACCACGGGCGAGCGCCGCUCCAGCCGGGGCCGCCGGCGCGGCUCCGUGCCCGCCGCCGCCGCCGCCGGCGAGCGCACCCAGGGGUCGCGCGGGUCGGGCGCGGCGCGGUGCAGCUCGACGUCGCUCAUCUUGCGCCAGGGGUCGGCGCGGUCGCGGUCGCGCGCGCGGUCCGGCGAGCAGGUCUCGCUGCGCGCGGGGCGGGCGCGGGGCGAGGCGACGGGGAGGCGGGAGGGGGAGGGGGAGGGGGUGUGGCGGUCGGAGUGCGAGCGCGCGCGGGGCGCGGGCGCGGCGGAGGCGGGGGUGACGUCGCUGAGCGAGCGCAGGUGCACGCGGCGGCGGCGGUCGGCGGCGACGGCGGCGGCGGCGGCGGGCGAGUCGUCGGCCGCGCUGACGCUGAUGCGCGGCGCGGGCGGUGGCGCGGACGGCGCGGGCGCAUGCGCAGGCGAGGGGUUGCAGUUUUUGACGGGGCCGGCCCGGCUGGGCCCGGCCCCCGCUAGCUAG
Messenger RNA from Cydia splendana, 804 nucleotides. Its product is annotated as spidroin-1-like. NCBI's taxonomy places the organism in Eukaryota, Metazoa, Arthropoda, Insecta, Lepidoptera, Tortricidae. The transcript has 2 exons. The record is from RefSeq and is a predicted model, not a curated record. The coding region runs from base 1 to 804 and encodes 267 amino acids.